Molecule: messenger RNA, 576 nt
Organism: Scutellospora calospora
Lineage: Eukaryota; Fungi; Glomeromycota; Glomeromycetes; Diversisporales; Gigasporaceae
Source: the annotation of a GenBank genome assembly
AUGUCUUAUGAAUGGCAGGCUCCCCAAGAAGGGGAUGAAAGAUCUCCUUGCCCUGCUCUAAAUGCUUUGGCUAACCAUGGUUAUUUACCUCGUAACGGUAAAGACAUAACGCCGAGACAACUAUUCGAAGCUCUUCAGAAAGUUUUUAAUGAAAACACCUCAUUUGCAAUGUAUCAGGUGGCUGGUUGCUUUACAUUGUAUGGAGAGAAUUGGGUUGUAAGAAAUGACUUGGUCGAUCAAUUAAUCACUAACUCAAUUGAUGGGAAAAUCAAAUCUGAAUCCAUUAAAAACACAUUCCGGGCGCGCUACCUGGAUUGCAAAGAAAAUAAUCCAGAUUUUACCUUUGGUUUUUUCCAAGUACAACUUGCCUCGGGUGAAUACUCUUUAUUUCAAAAUAUUAUGGGAGCAAAUACAAAUAAAGAAGUGGAUGUCAAAAUUGCUGAAACAUUUUUUCGUGAAGAAAGAUUAGCCAACGAAUGGACGCGACCAAAUUCAUCAGUAUCGCUUUCUACAAUCUUCGGAACUAGCAAUGAAUUCUCGAAAAUAAUAAAUGCAGAAAUCAAAAAAUUGAAUUGA